This is a messenger RNA of Phragmites australis (common reed), 1259 nucleotides long. RefSeq lists its product as uncharacterized. Gene Ontology annotation, cellular component: RNA polymerase III complex. Gene Ontology annotation, biological process: transcription by RNA polymerase III. Gene Ontology annotation, molecular function: DNA binding. Lineage: Eukaryota; Viridiplantae; Streptophyta; Magnoliopsida; Poales; Poaceae. The transcript is spliced from 10 exons. The record is from RefSeq and is a predicted model, not a curated record. Bases 175 to 1032 code for a protein of 285 amino acids.
AGCCUUUCCUUUCCUUUCGCUCAUAUAAACGUCCACGUCCCAAAGGAGGACAGCAGCGAAGCUGGUAGACCCGGAAUUGCAGCUUGGGAGUUGGGACUUGGGAGGGACGAGCAGCCAUUUCUUUGGAGAGGGAGGGCUCUAGCUCCUCGCUGCUGUCGCAGAGAGUAGGCAGAAAUGGAUGCAGGUGGUAGCUCCAAGAGAAGUCGUCCAGUUCGUCGUGCUACGAAGCUGAAAUUCAAACCGAAAGUGCCACCACAGAAGCCAAAGAAAUUGACCACUGAAAAGCCACAACAGGAAGAGCCUAAACCAGUUGAUGAAGAACUGAUGAAGAUACUGAGGACUGGCCAAGUGGCUGCAAAAACUUUGCUAAAUACAAAAGACGAGCGUUCAGCACAGAAUCCCCCCUCGACACCACCUUCUGCAGCUGUCGUUAGCUUGUCACCACCACAAUCAGGACUGCACAAGCAAAAUCAAUCGAAGGCACUACAAAUCCCCAUAGCCUUUCCUGUUGUUAAUCCAGGAAUGUUCUACAACGAAGAAGAAGAUGAUGAUGACAAUGACGACGACGAUGACGAUGACGAUAGUGGCAAUGUUGAGUUUCAGGAGACGCAACCAAAUUCAAUUGAAUGCGAAGUUUCAACACGUCCAGCAGAGGAGCUUGAUUUGCUUCAGGAACAAGAUGGAAAAGAAAGAAUGUUUCUCUUCCAGCUCCCAAAAUCUCUUCCUUUGCCAAGAAAAUCCAGUGUAGUUGAAAAGAAAGGAAAGGUCACCAGCAAGGAGGUGAAAGAAGGAUCCAAUCUGCAGCAGUUGCCGCAGGGUUAUUUGGGCAAAAUGCUGGUAUACAAGAGCGGCAAGAUCAAAAUGAAGUUAGGAGAUGUCAUGUUUGAUGUGAACCCAGGAGUGGAGAGUAGGAUGGCGCAACAUGCAGUAGCUCUGAACACUAGAGAGAAACAUUGCUGCUUGCUUGGGGAGAUUGGGAAUCGGCAUGUUAUUGUGACUCCGGAUGUGAAUUCUUUGUUGAAUGACAAUUAGAGGUUAGGUUAUGAUCUGUAGCAAUUUUAUCAACUUUGUGACAUAUGGUGUGUGGGCUUGUAUUGUGCAGGGUUGUACAUGUGCUUCUUCUACUUGUUGUCGUACUACAUUAGCCUUUAAAAGAACUGCUGCUUGCAGUUGAUGAAUGUUUGUAAGAAUUUACAUUUGUCAUGACUAGAACUGGUAGAAAAUAAAAAAAAAUCACAUCAUCUGAUCUCUUUUUACCA